CGCUACUAUUAUUAUUUUUGCGUUCUUCGACUUAUGCCUCGUACCAACAUUACAUUACUUUAUACUUUUCGUUGUAACAAUUAUUUCUCGCGUCUAGGCUUAUCUCGUGUGCCACUAUCACUAUUCUGCAUGCCUUUAAUAUCGCUUCAGCGCUUGAAUUGAGCUUUAUACUGUUACUUGCUUGCUUUCUAUUUAGCUACUUUGUACUAUUUUGUACACCAUUACUACUAUUACUUUUGUGCUCUUUGUUUUGCGCUUUAUACUCUUAUACUCAUCUUAUAUUACAUUACAUUUCUUGAAUUGCGUCUCAUACUUGUACAGUACUUUUAGUGUCAUUAGUAUCUUGAAGGCUCAGGUUUUUAUACAGCAGUUUUGCUGAUACCUCGCCUUUUGAUGUGCCUGUAAUUUUUUCCAAAUUUGUCAUGCCUCUGCUAUUGUACUUAUUUGCACUUCAAAGAUAAUAAUAAUAAUAAUAAUAAUAAUUACUAAAGCAGGAAUUGAUCGCUUUUGUCAAGGCAAAUCCCGCUUUAUAGACAAAAAAUUGGAAAGAAUAUGCUGGCAAAGAUUUUUGUAAAGAUCUAGUUUGGGAGAAUAUUGGUUUUAACUUGUCGAAACAAAUGUCAGGGAAAAAUGCCGCCAAAAUGUGGUACAGUAUUCGCCAGCGAUUUGGUAAGGAAAGACGAAAAGUUGUAGCAUUUCUGAAAGGAAGAUCUGGGCAAGAAACAAAGCCUUUAUACGUACCAAAAUGGCAAGUUUACAAUCUUUGUUUAUUCUUAGUGGAUCACAUCACGCCUCAAAGGUAUAUAAUUGUUAUAUACAAAUUAAAUUAGCCUAAUAAUUGAUAUUGUGAUAAUUGGUAAUGGUAUGUAUUACGGUGUUUUAGGACUACCAGUAAUUACAGCUCAAAUGAAAAAGACCAUUAAAGAAACUUCCUCUUCUCCAAUAUUUAUUUUACUUUCGUUAUUACCAUCACCUUCAUUAUCAGCAAGAUCAACACCGUCUCCACAAGCAGUAUCUCAUCAAAUAUUGUCUGCACAAGUACUAUCUCCACGAGCACUUUUUCCACAAGUAAUCUCUCCACGAUUACUAUCUUCACAAAUAGUGUUUCCACAAGUACUGUCUCCACGAGCACCGUCUUCGCAAGUACUGUCUCCACAAGCAAGGACUGUCUCCACGAGCAACGUCUCCUCAAAUACUGUCUGUUCAAACACCAUAUUCACGAACACCAUCUCCACAAGUACCAUCUUCACAAGCAUCAUCUCCACAAGCAUCAGUGCUUUUAUCUCCAUCUAGUACGAGGUGUGUUCAGAAAGUAACGGGAAUUUUUAAAUUUCGCGGGUUUG
Molecule: messenger RNA, 1343 nt
Organism: Solenopsis invicta (red fire ant)
Lineage: Eukaryota; Metazoa; Arthropoda; Insecta; Hymenoptera; Formicidae
Exons: 2
Coding region: 865-1293 (142 amino acids)
Source: RefSeq, a predicted model, not a curated record